CUCUCUCUCUCACUCUCUCUCUCUUCUUCGAAGCCCGACAGUAAUUUUGACCGUUGCUUUCUCCAACGUCUCUUCUCCUCACACGCUCCUCCACAGCUUCUUUUGACCAUUACACAACCCUAUUAGGUUCCUCUCUUUUGUCUUCUCUCUCUCUCUUUUUCUUGGUUUCUUCUUUGCUUUUAUUUCUUUUAACAUUUCACCAGAACCAAUCCAAGAUUUUUCCACUGUGCAUGGGGUUUUAGAUUUUUUCUUGAAGAGGGUUUAAGAAGAGUCUUGUAAACUAAGCAAAGAAUCUUUCUUCUUCAGACAUGAAGUAAAAAAAAAAAAACAAUGUCUUUUUUCUUUGCUAUCUACUUAGUUGUUCUUUGAUCUGUGGAUUGUGAAACUUAAAGAGAGAGAGAUGGGAUGCUCUCAUUCGAAACUAGACGACGAGGAAUCAGUUCAGAUCUGUAAAGACAGGAAACGUUUCAUCAAACAAGCGAUAGAACAUAGAACCAAGUUUGCUUCUAGUCACAUUGCUUAUAUCCAGUCACUUAGAAAAGUCUCUGACGCUCUCCAUGACUUCAUCGAAGGAGACAACUACAAGCCUCACGAGUUUGUUCAGGACUCGUUCGUGACUCCUGUUAAGAGACUACCACCGAGCAGAAGCAGGAGAGGCAGCGGUGGUGGAGGAGGAGGAGAGUUCAUAACGAUUUCACCUUCUUCUAUGCCUCAGAAAAUGAUUCAAGAUAAGCCAAGAAGGAAGGUGAGAGCGAGUUACUUGAUGGCUAACAGAACCAGACCGGUUCGUGUUGAAGAGAGGUCUCCUGAGACGUUUCGUGUUGAGUCAUUCUCACCUCCAAGUCAACAACAAUACGGUGAAGGAGAUGGCUUCUUUGGGAUGAAUAUGAAUAUGAACAUGAACACUUCUGCAGCUUCUUCUUCUUCGUUUUGGAACCCGUUGAGCUCUCCUGAGCAACAGAGGUUGAGUAGUCAUAACAUUCCACCUCCUUCACCUCAGAACUCUCAGUGGGACUUCUUCUGGAAUCCCUUCUCUUCUUUGGAUUAUUAUGGAUAUAAUAAUAGUUAUGAUAGAGGAAGCGUUGAUGUUAGGAGUGGUGGUGUGGAUGAUGAGAUAAGAGGACUGAGACGUGUUCGUGAGGAAGAAGGGAUUCCAGAUUUGGAAGAAGAUGAUGAACCUGAACCUCCUCAGCCUGUGAGGUUUCAUAGUCAUACUCCUCCUAAAAUAGUAGUAGAAGAAAGUAAGAGUUGUUGCAAGGAGGAAGUUAAAGUUGAAGAUGUUGAUGAGAAUGAUGAUGAUGAUGAUGAUGAUGAUGAAGAUGAUGAUGGGGAGUUUACAGAUAGUGGCUGUGAAGAAACUGAGAACGAGGGAGAUGAGAAAUGCGUUGGGAAGCAAGAACAGCGAACAGUUGAGGUGCCUAGAGUUGAAACUACAGGGAAUGUUGUUGUUGAAGAGGUGAAGAAUGUUGUUAAUGUUGCAAAAAGAGAGACGCCAGGUUUCACCGUGUAUGUGAACAGGAGACCAACGAGCAUGGCUGAGGUUAUCAAAGAUCUUGAAGAUCAGUUCACAACUAUUUGCGACGUGGCUAAGGAAGUCUCUGGGCUACUGGAAGCUAGCAGAGCUCAAUACGCACCGUCCUCUAGUGAUCAUAGUGCAAUGAAAAAGCUGAAUCCAGUAGCUUUGUUCCGUUCCGGUUCAUCAAGAUCUUCCUCUUCAAGAUUCUUGCUCACAUCUUCUUCUGGUGGUUCUGAAAGCAGAAGCGAUGGUUCGGAUGAGUCUUGCAUGGUUUCAGGUAGCCACCAGACAACAUUGGACAAACUUUUCGCGUGGGAGAAGAAACUCUACGAUGAAGUUAAGUCUGGAGAACGUGUUAGAAGAGCAUACGAGAAGAAGUGCAUGCAGCUUAGGAAUCAAGAUGUUAAAGGAGAUGAUCCUUUUGCAGUUGAUAAAACAAGAGCUACGAUCAGAGACCUAGACACGCAGAUAAAGGUGUCUAUACACUCUAUUGAAUCUAUCUCCAAAAGGAUUGAGACUCUUCGUGACCAAGAACUGUUGCCUCAGCUUCUCGAGCUUGUUCAAGGAUUAACAAGGAUGUGGCAAGUGAUGGCAGAGAGUCAUCAGAUACAGAGAAGAACACUAGACGAAGCCAAAAUGUUACUUGCAGGGACACCAGUUUCAAAGCGUCACAAGAAGAGACAACAACAAGCUCCAAUAAUGCCAGAGGCCAUCAACUCACAAAGAUUAGCUCAAUCUGCAUUGAAUCUUGAAGCUCAGCUUCGAAACUGGAGAGCCUGUUUCGAGUUCUGGAUCACAUCUCAGAGAUCCUACAUGACAGCAUUGUCCGGUUGGCUUCUCAGAUGUCUCAGAUGUGAUCCUGACCCUGACAAAGUUAGACUAUCCUCAUGUCCUCACCCGAUAUACCGAGUCUGCAUCCAGUGGUCGAGGCUGCUCAACAGCUUGAACGAGAAGCCGGUUCUGGACAAACUCGAGUUCUUUGCCUCUGGGAUGGGUUCAGUCUACGCAAGACAGGUUAGAGAAGAUCCAAACUGGAGCGGUGGAGGCGGGUCAAGAAGAUAUUCCGGGUCAGAGAGCUUGGACCUCGUGUUGGCUGAUAGAGUAGAAGAAGAUGUUGUGAUGACUGCUGAGAAACUUGCAGAGGUUGCUGUUAAAGUUCUCUGCCAUGGAAUGUCUGUUGCAGUUAGUUCACUGGCUGAGUUUGCCAUCAACUCGGCUGAUGAACACUCAAAGCUUGUUAACCAACCAGAGGACGCUGCUGAUGCCACCACCAGCACGUCAACGCAACAACGUCCGGAUGUAAAUUCCAAUUCCUAAUUGUUAUUUUGGGGUUUUAGAGAGUUUAGAAAAUUAGGUUAGGCUUCUUGGCUAUCAUCUUUUGCUAUCAGAAGAUAGUUUUUAGAUGGAUGAGAUUUGUAUUAUUUAGUAAAAGACAAAACAGAGUUAGUUCAGUUGAUUUUGAGGAUGAACAA
Molecule: messenger RNA, 2988 nt
Organism: Raphanus sativus (radish)
Lineage: Eukaryota; Viridiplantae; Streptophyta; Magnoliopsida; Brassicales; Brassicaceae
Product: protein ROLLING AND ERECT LEAF 2
Exons: 4
Coding region: 401-2833 (810 amino acids)
Source: RefSeq, a predicted model, not a curated record